Blepharisma stoltei is the source of this 4696-nucleotide messenger RNA. The record is from the annotation of a GenBank genome assembly. Lineage: Eukaryota; Ciliophora; Heterotrichea; Heterotrichida; Blepharismidae.
AUGUCAUAUAGCCAAUUGUUCAAUACUCCAAAAAAUACACAUAACCGAGCAGCUUCGAUGCCCAGCUUAGAAAUUUCUCCAAGUGGUCCAUUAUCUCCUCUCAGUAUAGAAACAUCAAUUUCCCACUCAAAAAAAAACUCUCCAAAAUUAUCUCCCCGCAUGCUUAAAAAAUACCUCAACGAAAUUUCCUCCAUCAACGAUUCAGCCACUACUCUUACUUCUCCAAAAAGUACUGCAAUUCCUAACACCUCACAAAAUAUCAGCUUUUAUCCAGCUCCUAAACUAAAAACCAAAAAAAAAUCAAGAAAAAUUCCAAAAUCUCCAGGCAAAGAUAUAAUAAAACUAUCGUCUGAAAUCCCAAAACCUUAUUUUCACUCUCGACAAAGCACAAGAAACUUUUCCUUAAUUGGACACAGAAGAACAGCUUCAUCCUUAUCUUUAGAUAAUGUUAGCGAGACAGUUAAAGACUUUAUUGAUUUUUUCAAAAAUACACAUUCAUCAUCAGGCAGAAACGACACUGAAAAUAUAUCACUUCGGCAAAGACUAUAUAAGAUGAUGAAAGAAAACCCAGGAGAACUUUAUAGGAUCGUAAAUGAGCCGAAUUAUACUUAACUUAACUUAAUAUUUACAGGCGUCUGCCGUAGUGUUAACGCAGUCACCAAGGACCCAGUAUUAGGGUUCACCUGCUUUGUGGCAUAGUCCAAACUGGCCAUAUAAACCAGUUACCAGGACAUACGCCUCCUCCUUCCCACGGUUUCCCGUGGCUUAGUGUUGAGUGGGCGGGCUAUGGGCUUCUGCGGCUGCUGCUUGAGUACGAGAGUUGGCUUUCCGAAAUUCCAAAAAAUGGAAUUUCUGGUCACCUUUCGGCAGAAAGGAAAAUUCCAAGUCCUGGGACGUAACGCCCAGUUUCACGCUAGGUAAUUGCCCGAAUGGUCUAGGCGUUGCCUGUAGACUCUGCUGGGCUUACCCUUUCCAAACCCGGACUCCCUUUCCUCUCGAGGAGAAAAACCAUUCUGGUCAUUGAGCAUGGGCCAGGCUCUGCACUGCAGAAUUGCUUACCAUGGCAUUUUUGCUCAUGUCUGGAAUGGCAAAACCUUCCCGGAUAUAAUUAAAAUAUGAGUCGAGUAUGUAUGGCCGUGAGGUCAUACCCAGACGAAGACACCAUAUUUUAAUUAUGAGCCGAAUUAUACAGCAGUUCAGCAAAAAAAAGAAAUUGACAAUCUUUUACACGGAGAAGUAUUGUGAUCAGAAGAGCAUGAAAAUGCAUUUAAAACCUUGCUAAGAAAGACACAUUCUUUUAAUUCAAUGGCUAAAACUAGGCUGUUUAAAGAGCUGGAAAAGCACUUGCCUGACUUAAGGACUGUCCAUAACCAAGAAUGAAACCAUGAUAAGCGAUCUCCAUGGGAAGUUGACAUAGAUUAUCAUCAGGAGUCAUUUUAUAAGCAAGAAAAAGACGAUGUUUUUUCAAAAAAGAAAAAACAGUCCAUUUCAAACAUUAAAAGAAGGGACUCAAAAGUAAAUUCUAAUGGAGAACCUGAUAAAACUCCAUUUAUAAAAACACAGAAAACCAAUGAAAUAAUGUGGAAACGAAAAGAGUUUAAAGACUACUUGGCUGGGAAAGAUUUGGUGGACCAGUUCGAAACAAAUAAAGAACAGUUUGAUAAUGCAAAAAUCAAAUUAGCUGAGCAUAUCAUAAAUAAAUGCCAACUUGACGUUAAACAUUUAAACCAACAGAGAUAUGCUUAUUUAUCAGCUAAAAUUGCAAGCCAAAGAGCAAACACUCAAUUAAGCAAAACACUUUUAGAUGAAGCUGAGCAGAAAAGACAAGAACUAAGAAAGCGACAAAUCGAUUUUCUAAUCCUAAUCAGCUUAAUUUAACUCAAACUCUAUAUGCACAGCUUCACUGAGUAGCAUUUUUCUCCAUCUCAGCACUACUUUCGAACCAAUUGUGGCUCCACAUAACGACUGAUCUUCUUUAUCUUGUGAAGCUAUUUGAGAAUCCAGAAGUACUGAAAGUAUAGGGGUUUGGAAUAUUUCCCCACUCAAUCCGAUUUUCCUUCAGCACUUGCUAGGCUAAGGGCACUGACUUUUAUAUCCGCAAGUGAAAGAAGAAAUAUGAUGCACAAAGGAUAUGGGGGUAAAAUAAUUCCAAAAAUUUACCCCCUUGUGUAUAAGUCAUAUCAAAAAACCUAACUCUAUAAUAAAAUUUGGCUUCGAUUGAAAAUGUUAAUAAUCCUCUUCAAAAUUUUAUUCCUAUUAUUAUAACAAAAAUCAAUUUUCAAAGGACUCUUACCUAUUAUAAAGCUCUCGUAAGAAAACAAUAUGGAGAGAAAUAUGUUGUAAACCAUAGAAGGCAGCUUAUAAAUACUUCUCAUCCGAUAAACCAUGCAGAGUUCAAAAGUGACAUGAUUAAGCUUGGAUUUUUAUCAUGUGAAGAAGCCCAAGCUAAGCCUUCGAUAGCGACUUCGCCUUCAUCAAGAUACGUUUGAAACAAAAAAGUAGAUUUAAACUCAGAAAGCUUAAAAAAUGUCUCAGCUUGAAACCGAAAAGAAAUCACAAAUAAAAACAGCCAAAAAAAGCAUGUCGACUAUGAUGCUGUUGCAAAAAGAUUGCAAGCGUUUGUUAGAGGCGUUAGAGUUAGAAGGGAGCUGAAGAAACAACUUAAAGCUGUCGUUUUGUGGCAGAAGGCAUUUAGAAGAUAUAGAGCAAAAAAGCUGUUUCUUAAGUGUAUAAUCCAGGAGCAGCUUAAAGGUGGCAAAAAAAGUAUCAGUGUGCUAUUAAGCAGAUAUAGAAGUUCGUACCUAUACAAAAAAAUCCUUACUCCCCCCCAUCCUUGAUCGAACGACUCGCCAUCGUUCGAUCAAGGAUGGGGGUUAAAAAAACUUUUUUUGGGAAAAAAAUUUUAUAUAUAAAAAUGAAAAAAUUAUAGAAACCUCCUUGGAGUGGCGCUGCAAGCGCAGGCCACUCCAUGCGGAAUUCAUGGGUUGGUCGAACCAACGCACAGUUUUGGUUCGACCAACUCCUAUGUUGGUUAAACCAACACAGGAAUUCCGCAUGGAGUGGCCUGCGCUUGCAGCGCCACUCCAAGAAAAGAAGUAUAUAUAUAUAUUUUUUUUUAUUUACUUUGAAUAAGAGGGUUAAGAGUAUUUAAUAAUUAUUUUUACAGCAAAAAAGUUGAAUUAAUUUCAUAAAAAUACCAAUUUUUAAUAUUUUGAUUUAUUAGUUACCCUUUUAAACUGUAUAAAUUUUAAUUUAAAUUAAUUUUUUUUUAAAAAUUUUAAAGAAAUCUCUAUUUUAUUAGAUUAUUGAGUUUUUAAGCCUAGGUUGAUGUCUAAAUCACUUCGGAUUGUUGAUUUCGCAGCUUGCUGUCGUCUCAAAGCUCUGAAAACAACUUCAUUAGGCACAUCUUCCAAAGCAUUUGAUAACUAAUAUUUUUUAUAUAUAUAUAAAAAUUUGCAUGAUAUGAAAAUCGUUCGAUCAAGGAUGGGGGUUAAUUUCCCCAAUUUUUAGGAAUUUUUACAGUCAAUCGUUCGAUCAAGGAUGGGGGGGAGUUACUGAAAUCAAGAAAUAAAACGGUGAUGUUAAAGGAAAUUGGACUCCAGGUGUAGUAUCUAUUGAGCAGGUAGGACCCAUACUUAUGAACUGAAAAACGGGGCCUCUGUCACUUUUGAGAUAGGGAAUUUUUGUUUCAUCGUGAAAGUUUUCCUGUCCUGAAGGAUAGACUGGAGACUGACAUUUUGGAACUGAUAAAAGCCAAAGGCUCGUGGCUAGUCCACUUAUGGAAAAUUAAUUUUUAACUUACCGAAAUCAUUGAGUCUUCAAAAUCAAAACAUAAACGUAUUCCAAAGAGCAGUUCAGGAGAAAUCACAAAAAUUAUUGAACCAGACGCUUCUGGAUCUAAGUUUUUAUCUGAUUCACCUAAAGAGCCAGAAUUAAAAAGAGCAUCUUCUAUUAGCAGCAGUGUAAAAAUUAUAAAAAUUGGCCCAAAUACAAGUGACAGCAUUUCAAGUAAAUUUAUUUCUGAAGAAAUUCUUGACUUAAGGCAGCAGCUGUAUCGAUCAAGGGCUGAAAUGUGGAAAUGGUUCAUAUGCAAGCAUCUAAAAAUGGUAAUCCCAGAUAAAGAUUUUAUAGCCUUGAUGAAUCCUAAAGGAGAUUUUAUAAGAAACUGAGUUCUUCCAAAUGUCAUGGACUGUGAUGAAAGACUCAACAAGCUUGUUCCAGGAUAUAUGAGUCCUAAAACACUUACUGGGCAGAAAAAAGAAAGAACUAUUUCUAUGCUGAGAGCAGAAAUUAGUGUUGCGAGAGAGACUAGAGAUAAGUUUAUAAAGGAGACAAAUUUAAACCCAGAUGAAAUGGUAAUAAAUUCUGAUCUGAUACUUGAUCAAGUUGCAGAUAUCGCCAUAUGUUUAGCAGUACCUGAAGAUAUUGACUCUGAUAUGUAAGCUAUGCUAGAUCAAAUUUUGCAAUGGUCUCUUGAUAUAUAAACUAUUAUAACAAAAUAGCAAAAUAUCAUAGAAUUUGUAGAUAAUAAUUAAUUGCUGUAUAAAUGUUAUUUAGAAUCGUAAAAUCUCUAUUGAAGAUUAUUCUUCCUGAAGAGCAAGCACUGCUUGUGCCUUUAAUGAUGAAUGAAGAAGCUCAAAAAGCUCUGGUUCUGUUUUAUAGAAGAAGUGUCCGAGUAAAAACUAUGGCCAUAUAA